AUGCAAAGUUUUGUGAACAGAAAGGAUAUUAAAAAACACUGGAAACCCAAGUUCCAGAAUGAUGGAGUUGGGGCUAGAGGAAGAAGGAUUAUUGGGUCGAGAGAUAUGAGUACAAAGGAAAUGGACCCCUUCUUGAUGCUCGAUCUUUUUAGUAUCAAACUUCCUGCUGGGUUUCCUGAUCAUCCCCAUAGAGGCUUCGAAACUGUGACGUACAUGAUUAGUGGAAAGAUUUACCAUGAAGACUUUAAGGGACAUAAAGGAACUAUUGGUCCAGGAGAUGUCCAAUGGAUGACUGCAGGUAAAGGAAUCGUACAUGCUGAGAUACCUGCAAGCAAGAUUGAAGCUUCUGUAGGAUUCCAGCUGUGGGUUAAUUUGAAAAAGGAAGACAAGAUGAAAGAGCCUGCUUACCAAGAAUAUCCAAAAGAAGAGAUCCCCUAUGUUGAUAAGUGGGAUAGUGAAGGAAUCAGAGCCAGAGUCAUUGCAGGCAAAGUAUUCGAUGUUAAAGGAUCGAUAUAUACUCGCACCCCAGUGGAGUUAAUUGAUUUUGAACUCGACAAAGAUGCCAUUUACCAACAUACUGUUGCUGAGAAGUGGAAUGUCCUUGUCUUCUGCUUUGAGGGAAGUUUUGAGAUUUUCCAAGAGAAUGGGGAGCCUAAGAAACUCAAGACUUACAUGGCUGCAGUUCUACAUGCAAGCGAUGAUGAAGAGGUGCUUGAAAUUAAAGGUCUUGAAGAAGGUAGCAGAUUCAUGUUGAUCGCAGGUCUCCCUCUUAAGGAACCUAUUGCUUCUUAUGGACCUUUUGUAAUGAACACAGAUGAUGAAAUCAGUGAUACCAUUUCGGACUACCAAGACAGUGACAAUGGUUUUGAAGGAGCUGACACAUGGGAAUCAGACAUCAAAGACUUAAUGACUGAAUAAAUGAAUCACAUUUGAUCUAUCAAUCUGUCUAAAUCUCCAACUUUU
Messenger RNA from Moneuplotes crassus, 963 nucleotides. The record is from the annotation of a GenBank genome assembly. NCBI's taxonomy places the organism in Eukaryota, Ciliophora, Spirotrichea, Euplotida, Euplotidae.